Molecule: messenger RNA, 871 nt
Organism: Umbelopsis ramanniana AG
Lineage: Eukaryota; Fungi; Mucoromycota; Umbelopsidomycetes; Umbelopsidales; Umbelopsidaceae
Exons: 4
Coding region: 74-676 (200 amino acids)
Source: RefSeq, a predicted model, not a curated record
GGUCAACGGAUGCGUAGGAUACAACAACUACAAAUUCUUCAUCCAGUUUUUAUGCUAUACCACACUCAGUGGUAUGUGGAUGCUCAUUACCACAGCAAUCGCUUAUGCACAAUAUGGUCGUUCGCAAACAUUCGAUGGUUAUGCUAUUGUUGCCAUGGUCAUUAGCGGUAUCAUUUCCUUCUUGGUCGGGGCUUUUACUUGUGCUCAUCUUGGUCUGGUUACUUUGGGAAGAACUACAAUUGAAAAUAAGAUAUACCACGCUUGGGAUUUAACGCGUCCCCAACAUGACCAGCGCUUUAAGUUCCAACGCUCUAAUUCUCAAAAAUUGCCAGCAGAAAAGGCUGAAGAGAAUCGUGAGCGUGAUAUGGAAGAAGGCCGUGUAGAAAAGAAGGAACAAGCGAUAGAAAAGAAGGACCAAGCGAUAGAAAAGAAGGGAAAGGCGGUAGAAAAGACCGAAAAGCCCGUCAGAUUGCCCGAGACGUUCACUCUGACAGGCAAAAAUCUCUAUAACAACGGCGUCUGGUACAACUGGAGAGACGUUAUGGGCCCCAACGUCUUGCUUUGGUUUAUCCCCAUAGGUAACAGUCCUGGCGAUGGACGAGAGUUUCGAUACAAUGCUAUGGCAUUGGAUGAAUACAAGCAAGAAGAAAGAUAUCAGAAAAAACAAGAGGCAUAACUCACAUGUUAUAUCACACAUUAUAUCUUUGUUUCAUGUACAUCACGACAAACUGCAUUUUUUGUAUUUUUAGCCGAUCUUAUUCAUUUAAUAUCACAUCAUGUUUUUCCUUGUAAAUAAGCUGUAGAAAGUACGUCUGAUACGAAUUAAAAAAAAAUAAAAAUAUCCCAGCUGCUUAUUCCAAUGCACAGGCCG